Bufo bufo (common toad) is the source of this 1439-nucleotide messenger RNA. It is a transcript of the gene NDUFAF7, whose product is annotated as NADH:ubiquinone oxidoreductase complex assembly factor 7. Gene Ontology annotation, cellular component: mitochondrion. The record is from RefSeq and is a predicted model, not a curated record. Gene Ontology annotation, biological process: mitochondrial respiratory chain complex I assembly. Gene Ontology annotation, molecular function: protein-arginine omega-N symmetric methyltransferase activity. Bases 87 to 1421 code for a protein of 444 amino acids. The transcript has 11 exons. Lineage: Eukaryota; Metazoa; Chordata; Amphibia; Anura; Bufonidae.
UGUCAGAGGUUGCUGUGCAGCAUGAGCGCGCUCGUCAGGUUCCAGCAGUGCGGGAGAAGAGCGCUUCACGCGCGUUCUGGACAGCGAUGGAGCGGAAAUUCGCCCCCCAGUUUCGCCAAUUUGUUUGUGUUAUUGGCAAAAGAAACACAGAUCCAGUUUUGAUAGCAUUUGCUGCAAGUCACAUUUGCAGAUAUCAUGGCAACAAUACUGGAGAGUCUGAUGAAUGCAAUCAACUACUCAAACAUCUCGUUAUGAAGAUAAAGUCAACAGGUCCUAUUACAGUAGCUGAAUAUAUGAAAGAGGUUUUAACAAAUCCUAUAAAGGGCUACUAUAUGCAUCAUGACAUGCUGGGGGAGCACGGAGAUUUUGUUACAUCACCUGAAAUAAGCCAAGUAUUUGGAGAGCUAAUUGGAAUUUGGUGCAUUAGUGAAUGGAUGUCUGGUGGAAAAUCAAAAUCUCUCAAGUUAGUGGAACUAGGUCCUGGAAAAGGUAGUCUAAUGGAUGACAUUUUGAGAGUCUUCAGCCAGUUUCAGCAUCUACUAAAUUCAUGUGAUAUUUCUAUACACUUAGUAGAAGUGAGCCCUAAACUAAGUGAAAUUCAAACAAUUAAGCUAACAGGAAAAAAUAUUGAAACAAUAUAUGAUGAAGAUACUUCAGCCUAUAAGAAAGGCAUAACAAAAUCAGGACUUGAAAUUUCCUGGUACCAUGAUGUACAAGAUGUGCCAGCAGGGUAUACAUUCUUCAUAGCACAUGAAUUUUUUGAUGCAUUACCAAUACAUAAAUUACAGAAAACAUCAGAUGGAUGGCGAGAAAUAUUAAUUGACAUUGAUCCAGAGGUCCCAAACAAAUUAAGAUUUGUUCUUGGUUCUAGCAUUUCAAUGCUCGCAAGAACAUUUAUUCAGGCAGAUGAAAAGCGGGAUCAUAUAGAGAUAUCUCCUAAUUCUGCAGUUAUUAUUCAAAAACUUGCUAGUCAAAUAAAUAAUUUUGGAGGAGCCGCUCUGAUAGCAGAUUAUGGACAUUCAGGAGACAAGACAGACACAUUCAGGGGAUUUGGGGCUCAUCAGCUGCAUGAUGUACUAAUAGACCCUGGUACAGCAGAUCUUACAGCAGAUGUUGAUUUCAGCUUCUUAAAAAAAGUUGUUGGAAAUACUGUUGUCUCACUAGGCCCUAUUACACAACAAGAGUUUUUGAAGAACAUGGGAAUUGAUUUAAGAAUGAAGGUACUCCUAGAAAACAAUAAAUGUGUGACUACUCAGCAACAUUUAAAACAAAGCUAUGACAUUCUCAUGAAUCCAUGUAAAAUGGGACAGCGAUUCAAGUUUUUUUCCAUGUUUCCACAUAGUAGGAUGGAAAGAAUCAAUGGACAUUCAAAAGUCGAUACUUACCCAGUAGCUGGAUUUACCGAAUUACAAUUCAAUUGACUUGGUGUCUCCACUGUA